Molecule: messenger RNA, 1527 nt
Organism: Colletotrichum phormii
Lineage: Eukaryota; Fungi; Ascomycota; Sordariomycetes; Glomerellales; Glomerellaceae
Exons: 1
Coding region: 1-1527 (508 amino acids)
Source: RefSeq, a predicted model, not a curated record
AUGGACGCCCAUAACCUUCCCAGUGUUGAGGAGCGCCUUGAGCGACUUUGGGAAGUCCUCGACUUCCUCGGAGAUACCGACCCUGCGAGCGUGGCUCCUGUGCUGCGUGAGCCUCUGAGACUAUUGGGCUUUCGCGCUCAUGCUUGCCGCGCACCAUAUAUUGCAAACGUCGAAGAAGAAGUCGCAAUGUGGAAGGACUUCCUCAACAUCAGGGAGGAAAUCCACAGAGUCACGAAUUACCGCCGCUUCCUCUGUAGAGUGAAGGAAGCAGACACAAAGAACUUACUCGACACUUAUCUCUCAGGUCGACGCUGGGCCCGAGGGUGGUUGCCGAACGGAGGUGCCGCUCGAAAGGCCUGUGAGCAAUGCAAGAAUUGGCUCCCUAGUCGUGAGCAAGAAACCGACUGCCGGUUCAUAUCCGAGCCUCUGGAUAUAAUCUUCCAGGAUUACCGCCGUGAACGAGCUCAGUUUAACAAGUGGCUUAUCGAUGCCGCGAUGGAAAAAGCAAACGAGCCUCAGCCACCGUCCCCCGUACACGACUUCAUUCUACGGGCCACCAAAUAUAGCAUGGAACACGACGCCUAUGGAAAGAAAUGGGAUAUGGAAGAUGUCUACACUGUAUUGUCACAGGCGCACAGCCAUGCGAGGGGCGAUCAGAUCACUUGCCGCGACUUCCUCCCGAUGGGUUGGAAAGCUACGAUGAAGAGAAUCAAUUGGGACCAGAAGACCGUUCUCACUCGCGUCCGCAGUACUCUCAAGGACGACGAGACUGAGGAGCUCGUGGAGGCGAUUCAUUACGAUGGCCUGAUGUACUACGUCUCAUCAUUCCAUCUCGACAACGAUGGCACAUAUGUCAACCAACAGCCCCGCCAAUGGGUCAUCAAUGCCCUGGAAGCGAAUCCGCGGCCGCGGGACAUCUAUCAUGGCAUCCCGUUUUGCCGCAUUCAGACCGUCAGCAACGUCAGGCCCACUUUCUACUUCGAAGACGCUGGGGACAUCACGAUAUUCUGCCAGUUCGCAGAGGAUGGUGGCGAGUGGACGGGAUGUUGGGUCGGCUUACUCCGCCGAGCCCGUUAUAACGAUGGGGCUGUAUUGCAAGAGGAUGGUGUAUUAUAUGAUGGGCGCCGUCGUCAUCAACCUAACGUCAACGUCGGUCAUGACGACGUGCCGGUAAACGAUCCGGAGGAUGAUGACGGAUCCGACAUUGAUGACGAUGGCGUCGUUGCUCCUCCCGGCGAAGAGGCACCGGGUCAUGGAACCCCUGGCGAGGAGGAGGGCAUUGGUCGGAAUGAGGCGAGCCUCGACAAUGUCGCCUCCGCUCUCACUUCCGCUGCUAGUGAUGCAGCCCGUCGUGUUGCCGAGACACGACCCUUCGUCCAAGUCUACGAAGGAGUCCUCAGAGGAGUCGAUGCUCUCGCUCCGACUUUCCAGGAAUUGGCGGAGCAUCUCGGAAACAUCGUGGAUGAGGAUGGAGCGGCUGCGGAUGUUAUCCAUGAUGAGAUGUUGAAUGAACGGCCGGGGAUGUGA